This is a messenger RNA of Racocetra persica, 381 nucleotides long. Lineage: Eukaryota; Fungi; Glomeromycota; Glomeromycetes; Diversisporales; Gigasporaceae. The record is from the annotation of a GenBank genome assembly.
AUGCUCUACAACAACACUAACAACAACUCCAACGGCAACGAAAACUCAACAGAAAUUCUAACCAAAACAAACACUCAAACUCCAACGACAACUCCAGCAUGUUGUCAAUCACGUGGUAGUCCAGGAUGGAACAAUGAGAUACAUUACUCGUGUACUAACUCGAGUUCUUUCAAUAGUUCCACUCCACAAAAUUGCUGUAAUUCAUGUGUUGCAAAUCCGAAUUGUCUUGGAUGGGGUUUUUCUAAAAAUAAUACACAGUGUUUCCAGUGCAAUGGCAAUGUAGAUAACUAUUGUUCAAGCGCCAAAAUUGAUCCAAGCACUAUUGGCGGAGAAGGUUCGGAAGGUGGUACUAUUCGUUGUAGUGAUGGCAGUAAAUGCUAA